AUGAGUAAAGCCGUUCUGCCAGAUAAGCCUCGAGCGGCCCCCAUCUUCAAAGCUCCUGCCACACCUGCGCCUUUGAACCCAAUCCCCUCAUCGUCGCCUGCCUUCGCAACACCCGCGCAUCCUAUUAGACCUUUCAAUCCCGCUGCAAUUCCUCAAAAAGCUAGCAUACUUCCGAUUCUGCUUCCUCCAGCAACUCUACGACCGCUUGCCUUCCGAACUUUUACCAAGAAACACAGCCUAACGCUUACUUCUUCAGCUUUACAAGUGCUAGCCACAUUUAUUGGGAGGCAUUGCGGGACAGAAUGGCGAGAAGAGGGCUUAGCGGAGAAGGUGCUGGAGGAGGUUGCUAAGAGCUGGAAGAAUCGGAAUGGAGGAGUGAUUGUUCAAGGAGAAGAUUCUGGAUUGAAGGAUAUCCUGAAGAAUCUAGAAGGGAGUAUGAGUGGUGGGAGAAUUGUCGCAUCCAGAGAACUUAGUCGGCAGAACAGUCUUGUUUUGGGCUCUUCACAAAACGGCGAAGUCUCGCAUACAAGAUUGGGGUUCAGACCGGGUGGAUUGUCAGGAUUGGGAAGGGAAGAUAGCCAGUUGAGUCUAGGGCUGUCGAGUUUAGACGUCGAGGAAGAUGAGGACGAUGAAGGUCUUAAGGAUUCGAGGAAAUGGUUAAAAGUUAUUGAUGCUUUCGAGCAGCCUCGACUUGUGUACAAUGCUGGGAAGAAGCACUUUGAUAGAGAUACAUCAAAGCCAUCAUUACUUCCGCAGCCUGCACACAAAACCCAAGUCUUCCGCAACCGAUACAAUUUAAUCCACCAACGUCUCCUCCGCAAUGAAUCUUUCCAAACUCCAACCUUCGAAACCUUAAAGGCUUCCCUCAAACGCUCAUCAUCAACCCUAGCAACUACCCAGCAAUCCUAUAAACUAACCCCCAUUGCCAACCUCCUCGGCCGAAACGGAAGCAGUCACAUGCUCCUUGGCCUCCUAACCAUCGCUCCAACCGGGACAUUAGCCAUCAAUGAUCUUACAGGAAGUAUAGCUCUAGACCUCACUCAUGCGAAAGCUAUUCCCGAAGAUGGAGCCUGGUUUGCGCCCGGAAUGAUCGUCCUCGUAGACGGGACUUAUGAAGAGGAAAACAGCAACAUGGGCUCAGGGCUCGGCGGUAGUGGAGGAAUUGGAGGGACCAUCGGCGGAAAGUUCAUCGGUUUCUUCGUCGGCGGUCCCCCGUGCGAAAGGAGGCAAUUAACUCUUGGACUCGGUGGUAAAAAUGGCGAAGGGGAUGUUACAGCCGGAGGCGGAUUUGGCUGGGUAGAUUUCCUAGGUGUUGGAAGUGAGCGAGCUGUAGGAUCUAAGAUGCGGAAAAUUGAACAGCGAUUAAUCAGAAAUCCACAUGGAGAAGAGACCGAAGGAGGACGAGGCCGAAUGGUGGUUAUAGGAGAAGUGAACCUAGAUCAACCACGCACGCUUCAAGCUCUGAAGAAACUGCUGGGUCUGUAUGCAGCAGAGCCAGAAGAAGACACGCCCAUGACGUUCAUACUCAUGGGCAACUUCGUCAAGCACGCCGUCAUGGCACGUGGAGGCAGUGGUGGGAGUAUAGAGUACAAGGAGUAUUUCGACGCUCUAGCGCUGACAUUGUCGGAAUAUCCAACUCUCCUUCAAUCUGCAACAUUCAUAUUCGUCCCCGGCGACAACGAUGGGUGGGCAUCUUCUUUCUCUGCCGGCGCUGCGACAGCUUUACCUAGAAAAGGAGUCCCAGAAAUGUUUACAUCACGCAUAAAACGUGCUUUUGCGACCGCUAAUGCGGAGGCUGACAAGGGAAAGGGAAAGAAGUCGGACGGAGAAGCGAUAUGGACGAGUAAUCCAUCUCGACUUUCACUCUUCGGUCCUACGCACGAAAUCGUGCUGUUCAGAGAUAGCAUGACCGGUCGUCUGAGGCGGACAGCGAUCAAAUUUGCGUCUUCGAAACCCGAGACGGAAGAAAACGGGGAAGGAGAUAUCGAGAUGCCAGAGCCAACUCUAGAGCCAGAGCAGUCUAUGGAUAUCGACAGCGAGGUCCGAGAAGCUGAAUCACAAGUCCCGGAACCCGAGACAGCUGCAGCAGAGGCAGUGUCUAGCGAUCUCCAUGUUGCGAGGAAGUUGGUAAAGACAGUCCUAGAUCAGGGGUAUUUGUCGCCGUUCGGCAUGUCCGUGCGGCCUGUAUUAUGGGACUACACAUCCGCGCUGCAAGUAUAUCCGUUGCCUACAGCCAUGGUGCUAGCUGAUACCGAGGCACCCGCAUUCUGUGUGACUUAUGAGGGAUGCCACGUUAUGAAUCCCGGGAGCGUGGUGGCGCCUGGACGGAGAGGCGUCGCGAGGUGGGUGGAAUAUGAUGUUCGUGGGAAGGUUGGGAAGGUUAGGGAAGUUAUGUUCUAA
Messenger RNA from Lachnellula hyalina, 2400 nucleotides. RefSeq names its product DNA polymerase epsilon subunit B (gene dpb2). Gene Ontology annotation, molecular function: DNA binding. The record is from RefSeq and is a predicted model, not a curated record. The transcript has 2 exons. Gene Ontology annotation, biological process: error-prone translesion synthesis; DNA-templated DNA replication. The coding region runs from base 1 to 2400 and encodes 799 amino acids. Lineage: Eukaryota; Fungi; Ascomycota; Leotiomycetes; Helotiales; Lachnaceae. Gene Ontology annotation, cellular component: epsilon DNA polymerase complex.